This is a messenger RNA of Tachysurus vachellii, 1056 nucleotides long. Its product is annotated as coiled-coil domain-containing protein 89. Bases 1 to 1056 code for a protein of 351 amino acids. NCBI's taxonomy places the organism in Eukaryota, Metazoa, Chordata, Actinopteri, Siluriformes, Bagridae. The record is from RefSeq and is a predicted model, not a curated record. The transcript is spliced from 7 exons.
AUGACAUCUUCGCAGAAUAACCAGAAAGACAUCAAGCCGAUCAUUAUAGACGCCAAACAGGACAUGGAUGAUGUCCACCAAGCGCUGAGGGGACUGUCGCAGGAGGAGCAGACUGAGGUACGGAUGCUGCGCUCUAGAAUAGAGGAACAGUCCGGCUUGAUCUGCAUGCUGAAGCAGCGAGCUGAUGAGAUGCUGCUUCGCUCUCAGACUCUAGAACGGGUCAACACCAAGCUGCAGAACCUGCAGGUCAACAUGCAGACAGAACUGCAGAAUGAACGGGAGAAAUUAGAGCAGCAGGAGCAGAGGUUCAUGGACCUUGCUGCCAAUCACAGAGAGCUGAUCAACUUCAAAGAUGAAUAUAAGCAGAAGAAUGCCGAGCUGAUGAAGGAGAACAAGAGACUACGAGAGGAGAAUGAAAAGUUGUUUAGCAAAGAGCUGCAAGAGAAAGAGGAGAUCAUUCACAAACUCAGCCAGGAGAUGCAUGACCUCAAUGAAAAACAUAGACAAUCAGAAAAAGAAUACCAUGAUAAAGCAACAAUUUCCCAGAUGAAAUUUAAGGAAUUGAUUGAUCUCCAUCAGAGUAAGGAGAUGUCUUUGCAAAAUAAACUUCACAACAUUCAGAAAGAGCUAAAGAAUACACUGGACAUACAUGCAGAAGUGGCUUUAAAACUUAAAGAAAGCCAGGAAAGAGAAACAAUGAAAGAAACAUUGGCAGAAGAGAGAAUAAAGGCACUUACAAAGGAGAAGGAAAAACUACUGGAACUGUCCAUGCAAAGAGGGAAAAUUAUACAGGAUAAACAAGAGGAAAUUCAUGAGUUAGAAAAGAAUAAGGAAAUGGCAGAAAAUGCUAGACAGGAAGCAGAGGACAGGUUUGAAAGGGAAGCUGCAGCAGUGAAUGCAGAGCUGAGAGUAAAGCAGCUUCAGCAUGUUCUACACAAAGCAGAGCAGGCAUACACAGAUCUCAAGAAGGAGUUUGAGGCAUAUAAGAAGUACAGCAGUGACCUGUUGGCACAGGAAAAGGAGUUAAAUGCCAAACUUCGCCACAUGAUCAACUGA